This is a messenger RNA of Entelurus aequoreus (snake pipefish), 3360 nucleotides long. RefSeq names its product lysyl oxidase homolog 4-like. The transcript has 15 exons. Gene Ontology annotation, molecular function: copper ion binding; protein-lysine 6-oxidase activity. NCBI's taxonomy places the organism in Eukaryota, Metazoa, Chordata, Actinopteri, Syngnathiformes, Syngnathidae. The coding region runs from base 54 to 2657 and encodes 867 amino acids. Gene Ontology annotation, cellular component: membrane. The record is from RefSeq and is a predicted model, not a curated record. Gene Ontology annotation, biological process: peptidyl-lysine oxidation.
UGCUCCCUCACUCCUUCUCUCCCGCUGACUCCAGGUUGAGAACAACAGGAAGGAUGCUCUUCCUCAGCUCCACUCUCCUCCUGCUUCUCCUUCUCUACCCCGCCGAGCUGCCCGCGCAGGAGGUGCGGCUGGCGGGCGGUCGCCAAGCCAACGAGGGGCGCGUGGAGGUGCUGCACGACGGCGUGUGGGGCACGGUGUGCGACGACCAGGUGGACCUCAACCUGGUUAACGUGGUGUGCAGGCAGCUGGGCUUCCAAAGCAGCUUCACCUGGGCGCCCAGUUCCAGGUUCGGUCAGGGACAAGGUCAGAUCUGGUUGGAUAAUGUCAAAUGUGGAGGAAGUGAGUCCUCUAUUGCAGAAUGUGGCUCCAAUGGCUGGGGGGUCCACGACUGCACCCACGUUGAGGACCUGGGAAUCAUUUGCAGCCCGGAAAGGAGGCCCGGUUUCUCCGGAGGAAAUGCUCUUUCCACCUCCAGGAAUGAGCCGAGAGAAUCGACGCAGAGAACCCCGAACACGGCGCCGCCGCCGGACCCUUUCGUGCCGUCUGCUCACGGCCGAGGCCACGAGAUCGCCCUCCAUCGCAACCCGCCGUCCUCCGGCCGUAGCAGGAUCUCGCCACAGGAGAACGGCCACGAGAUACAGAUCCUGCGGCGGUACCGAGGCCCGACCACCCAGCUGUCGCCCAGGCCGGCACAAAGACGGGGGCAGGACACGUCCAGGAGAGGGACGCCGGCGUCGAGGCGCCAGGCUGAGCGAGAGACGAGCAGGAACCAACCGUACAGUGGGAACCAUGUCGAGCCAGAGACGGUUUAUCCACAGACGCCGGCCGAGACUGACCCACAAACCAGCCAGACUUCUAGCAGCGUGCAGCUGACCGAGGCUCGCCUGAGGGCCGUGCUGUCCGGCAGCCGUGGCGGUUUGGUGAACGAAGGCGUGCUGGAAGUGAAGCACGCUGGGAAAUGGCGUCACGUGUGCAGCCACGGUUGGGACCUCACCAGCAGCCGGGUCGUCUGCGGCAUGCUGGGAUUCUCUGCAGCCGAAGCGUUUGACGAAAACGCCUACAGGAAACUGUGGGACUCCAAAAUAGCAGAUCCUUCAUCCAGACUGCGGACACAGAUCACUAAGAAGGGAUACUGGGUGGAGAAGGUGCAGUGUCGGGGUGGGGAGGUCUCCUUGGCCCAGUGCCCGACCCAACUGUCCCUGCGCAGGAGGGACAGUCCGUGCAGCGGGGGCAUGCACGCCGUCGUGCGCUGCGUCCCCGGUCCCCAAUUUGCACGCAACGGCCGAGGACGUGCGCCGCCGUCUGUGUCGACCAAUGUGCGUCUCAAGGCGGGGCCCCGCGUUGGGGAGGGUCGCGUGGAGGUCCUGAAGGAAGGGAAAUGGGGCACCAUCGCAGACCACCUGUGGGACAUCACUGACGCCAACGUGGUCUGCAGAGAGCUGGGCUAUGGAUCGGCAAAGGAGGCCUUGACCGGGGCUCAUAUGGGACAGGGUUCCGGUCCCAUCCACAUGAACACCGUGCAGUGCACAGGCAGUGAGAGGUCCAUUCUAGACUGUCCUUCCAAAGCGGUGCCCCUGUACACCAUCAAGCACACCCAGGACGCAGGGGUCCGCUGCAACGUCCCCAACACGGGCACACAGACCACAGUAAGACUUGCAGGAGGCCGAGACAGAGGCGAGGGUCGUGUAGAGGUGCUGAUGGACGUCGGUGGAGUCAGGCGCUGGGGCUCGAUCUGCAGCGAGAACUGGGGCAUCAACGAGGCCAUGGUGGUGUGUCGGCAACUUGGCUUGGGUUUCGCUUCGAGAGCUCACCAGGAGACUUGGUACUGGACGAGCUCCAGUGACGCCCAUGAUGUGGUUCUGAGUGGAAGUCACUGUACGGGCUCCGAAUUGUCCAUCCAACAAUGUCGCAAAAACGCACACGUCUACUGUCCCAGAGGUGGCGACGGAAGAUCCGCAGGAGUCACUUGCGUGGACACUGCUCCUGACCUGGUCGUGGAUGCCCAACUUGUCCAGGAGUCGGCUUACCUGGAAGACAGGCCCUUACACCUGCUGACAUGUGCCAAUGAGGAGAACUGUCUCUCCUCCUCCGCUGCCAGGAUGAACUGGCCUUACGGACACCGACGCCUGCUGAGGUUCUCCUCCCGUAUUAUGAACAUGGGCCGAGCUGAUUUUCAACCCAAAGCUACCAGGGAGAACUGGAUAUGGCAUCAGUGUCACAGGCACUACCACAGCAUCGAGGUGUUUACUCACUACGACCUGCUGACUCUCAAUGGCACCAGGGUGGCUGAAGGUCACAAAGCCAGCUUCUGUCUGGAGGACACCUACUGCCCUGAUGGUAUCCAAAAACGGUAUUCCUGCUACAACAUGGGACAACAGGGUAUCUCAAUUGGCUGCUGGGAUACGUACCGCCAUGACAUUGACUGCCAGUGGAUUGACAUCACAGAUGUGCGCCCUGGUGAAUAUGUCUUCCAGGUGGAGGUCAACCCAUCCUUGGACAUGGCAGAGUCCGAUUUCAAGAACAAUGUUGUCCGCUGUCGGUGCAAGUACGAUGGAGCUAUGGUCUACAUGUUUGGAUGCCAUACAGGCGAUGCUUACAGUGCUGGUGCUGAGGACUUGUUUGACCACCAGCGCCAGAUCACCAACAACUUCUUGUGAACAACACAAAUACAAGGACAGAAGAAGCGUUCAACUCCUCAGCACACCUCAACAGGACAGGACACAGCGGUUGAGAGACAAGGCUAAACGUCACUACACACACACACACACUCACACGUGCGAAGGAAGGACUCGGUACCCUGUGACUCUCUAUCAGAGGCUGUUCACGUCCUACAUGAUUAAGGAGAAACAUGGAGAAGAAGCAGGCAUUACACCAUAAAAUGUAUGGUAAUAUAUUUACGUUUUAGAUUAUUUGAAAUCAAUUAGAAUUGAGAAGAAUCAAGAGUGAAUGCACCACAUUGACACAGAGAACAACUGUCUGCUUGAAUUCACUUUCCAAUAUUUUUUUUUACUGUCACACAUGUGCUUUUUGGUUUUGAAUGAGAAUCACCUUUUUCUUUUAACUCCAUGGUGCUAUUUUGCCUUAUUUGAAUAAAUAGUGUAAUGUAUUGCACAUGUAUUGUCAUGUACAGUUUUAUAUUACCUCUCUGGAAUAUUUGUUAGGUCUCUUAUUUAUGCAGAUUUUAUUGUACUUUUGAGUUGGCAUUGUCCCUGCGUGGCUGUGUUUUGUAUUGUUCAUCCUUUGUUUGUUCUUCACCUGUCAUCCAAUGGGGUCUGGUUGCGCCACAUUAAAGCGCCCUAAACAUUACAGCACUUAAAUGGUAGAGAAAGAAUAAACAUCAGAAUGACAAACUGCAUGGUU